AUGUUAAUAUUCAUAACAUUCAUAACAUUAAUAAAUGCAGAAACAUGUUAAUGUAAUACAGGUAUAUGUAAUGCAUAAACCUGUUACUGUCCUUAUCCUUUUGCAGGUGAACAUUGCGAUUACAUAUUGAAACUCGGAUAUGGCAUGAACUACACUGCAGAAUUCGAUCACUAUAUUGGCCAUAAUAGAAUCAAAGAGGAUAAUGAUUGCAAAUCUGAUUGCAACAAAUAAGGGCUGUGUCUUUAAUCUUAAUGCUAUUGCAAAUCCCCUUAUGGAGGAUAAUAUUGCUAAUUUAAAUUGAUAUUUGUUGAUGAGAGUGAAAAUAAUUCUACGCAAAUAUAAACUCUGGAUAAUUUAUUUAAUAUUCACAUGGAUCUUUAAACUUCCAAGAACAUUAUGACGUAGAUAAAGCAAUUCGAUAAGAGGGAAAUGUACAAGAAAUGCCCAGUUCCUUGUAGGAAUGGGGGCUAUUGUGUAUUUGGUCAAUGUAUGUGUAAAUCUCCUUAUGUGGGAGAUUACUGUCAAUUUCAGAUAGAAUUCGAAUAAGGAAUGCCUCAUUAUCAAGUUUACAUGUUGAUGAUAUUCUCAUGUUUUGUAGGCAUAGCAAUAACAGUGAUAAUAUUUAUGAUCUUGAAGUUUAUCGAAGAUGAGAAGAAGAAAUACGAAUUAAUAAGUGGAGAAAACAAAGAUCAAUGGUAAAAAAAAUGA
Paramecium tetraurelia is the source of this 708-nucleotide messenger RNA. RefSeq lists its product as uncharacterized. The record is from RefSeq and is a predicted model, not a curated record. NCBI's taxonomy places the organism in Eukaryota, Ciliophora, Oligohymenophorea, Peniculida, Parameciidae. The transcript is spliced from 2 exons.